AAUCGUAUUAUAUCCCUCUUUAGUCCUCCAAACUCCUCAACCUAAUACUAAUACUAAGAUUUUGUAUCCAUCUUUAUUUCUCUAUGGCUUUAUCUUGUUGUGCCUCUUCUGCUGCUUCCUUUAAACAAUAUCCCUCAGUUUCUCAAAACAGAUCAUAUCAGAAAAUUGAAAACCCCAUCCUUAGAAACAAUAAUAAUAUUGAUCUAGUUACUAAACCUAGUACAUCACAAAAGUGGAGCGUUGCCCAAUAUGAUCAUAAUAGUUUGCUUUCUAGUAGCACUCCCUUGGAAAGCUACAAUCUAUCAAAGCACUCUUACAAUAACAAAAUUGCUAUCAGCAAAUUAUUAGCAGGAGAAGAUCCAUCUGAUCAGGCUCUCAAGGUGAUCGAUGCUAUCCAACGGCUAGGCAUUGAUUACCUUUUUCAGGAAGAAAUCGAAAAAAUUCUGGGAAACCAGUUUAUGUCAUUUGAUCAUUACACUAGUAACAAACAUAAUAUUGAAGAUCACCUUCAUGACACUGCACUUCGUUUCCGACUCUUGAGACAACAAGGUUACUUCGUGCCUGCAGGUAUAUUUAACAAGUUGAAGGACAAGAAAGGGAAUAAUUUCAAGACAGAGCUAAGUAAAGACAUGAACGGGUUGAUGGAGCUAUAUGAAGCUUCACAUGUGAGCAUAGAAGGAGAGGAUGUUCUUGAUGAAGCCAACAUAUUUAGUAGUCAGCUCUUAACGGCGUCCAUGACAUGCCUCGGUGAUGAUCAUCGUCGGGCUAGAGCUAUCGCAAACACACUGGAGUAUCCGUGCCACAAAACCUUGGCCAAGUUCACGGCCAAGAACCUUUUCGGUGCCACUUCGCAUUUUGGGAGUGCCAACGGAUGGAUAAAUGUCUUACAAGAACUUGCCAAAUAUGAAUUCAAUCAAGUCCAGUCCCUACACAAGAGGGAAAUUCUUCAAAUAUCACAGUGGUGGAGAGACAUAGGUUUGGCUAAAGAGUUGACAUUUGCGAGAGACCAGCCACUUAAAUGGUACAUUUGGUCCGUGGGAUGCCUAACAGAUCCCAGCUUGUCGCAGCACAGGGUUGAGCUAACAAAACCUAUUGCGUUCAUAUAUGUAAUAGAUGAUCUUUUUGACGUUUAUGGGAACCUUGACGAACUCACUCUCUUCACCGAGGCAAUCAAUAGAUGGGACAUUACUGCUGUGGAGAAACUUCCUCACCACAUGAAGAUAUGCUUCAAAGCGCUUGAUAAUUUAACUAAUGAAAUCAGCCACAAGGUCUAUCAAGAGCAUGGAUGGAACCCGUCGCACUCUCUUAGAAAGACGUGGGCCACUUUGUGCGAUGCGUUUUUAGUGGAAGCAAAAUGGUUUGCAUCCGGGCAAGUCCCAAAGACAGAAGAGUAUUUGAGGAACGGCGUGGUUAGCUCAGGAGUGCAUGUGGUGUUGGUCCACGUGUUUUUUCUGCUGGGUCAAAGUAUAACUCAAGACACCGUUGACUUUGUGGACAAAAUGCCUGGGAUUAUAACUUCCACAGCAGCAAUUCUUAGGCUUUGGGAUGACUUGGGAAGUGCCAAGGAUGAGAAUCAAGAAGGCCAUGAUGGAUCAUAUGUGGAGUGCUACAUGAAGGAAAGACAAGGCUCUUCAAUUGAAGAGGCACGACAGAACAUAACUGAAAGGAUUUCGGAUGCUUGGAAGUGCCUCAACAAAGAGUGUCUUUCUCCAAAUCCACUUCCUGCGACAUUCUUAAAGGCUUGUCUUAAUGUUGCAAGAUUGGUUCCAUUGAUGUAUAGUUAUGAUGACAACCAACGCCUUCCGAGCCUUGAGCAGCAUAUGAAAUCCAUGUUUUAUGAACGUGUACCCAUGUAAUAUACAUCAUUAAAGAAAAUAAUUACGUUGUGCUUAAUUAUCGGAUUCGUGUUGAUAUUAAUGUAGAAUCACCUCGAUUGUUAAUAUAUAGUUCAAGUACAAUAGUAUGCUUUUUAUAUAAAAAAAAAAACCACUUUUAUGCUAGAAAGUUGUGUGUGUGUGUGUUCUCCUCCCUGACCUGUAUGUACUUUGGUUUUUCCCAGAAUUUUUGAUACUUUGUACUUCGUAUAAGAUUAAACCAUGGUACAUACCAAUCAAAUUUCUCCCUUUAAA
Molecule: messenger RNA, 2129 nt
Organism: Morus notabilis
Lineage: Eukaryota; Viridiplantae; Streptophyta; Magnoliopsida; Rosales; Moraceae
Product: (3S,6E)-nerolidol synthase 1
Exons: 7
Coding region: 84-1856 (590 amino acids)
Biological process (GO): diterpenoid biosynthetic process
Molecular function (GO): magnesium ion binding; terpene synthase activity
Source: RefSeq, a predicted model, not a curated record